CCAACGUUGGCCAAAAGAUGCCCUUGUUGCUGUGUCCAACCACUUCCUGUCCAGCUUUGAUGUUGUGUGCUCUGCUAAUGUAAAACAGGCUGUUGUCAACACAAUGGGAGAAUUCCAGGACAUGGUCGCUGAGAUGUGUAUAGAGUAUUUCCAGAGGUUCCGUCGUCAGACCCACGUCACACCCAAAUCUUACCUAUCUUUCUUGGCUGGUUAUAAGACGAUAUAUGCCCUUAAGAAGGCUGAGAUUGGUGAAUUAGCAGAGAGAAUGAAUACAGGUCUCAAGAAGCUUGUUGAAGCUACAGAGUCUGUCAAUGAACUGUCCAAAGAACUGGUUGUUAAGGAGAAAGAGCUUGCUGUGGCUUCUAAGAAGGCAGAGGAAGUACUGAAGGAGGUCACCAGCAAAGCCCAAGCUGCUGAAAAGGUGAAGAACCAAGUACAGGUUGUUAAAGACAAGGCUCAGGUGAUUGUAGACAGUAUAACUGCAGACAAGGCUGUAGCUGAGGGCAAACUAGAGGCAGCUAAACCAGCUUUAGAAGCAGCUGAGAAAGCUUUAGAGACAAUCAAACCUGCUCAUAUAUCCACAGUACGUAAGCUGGCAAAACCUCCACAUUUGAUCAUGAGGAUUAUGGAUUGUGUGCUGCUUAUGUUCCAAAAGAAGAUCAGUUCAGUCGAGUUAGAUGUUGAGAAAGGAUGCCCUAAACCAUCCUGGCCUGACGCUCUUAAACUUAUGGGAGGCAGUGGCUUCUUGAAUGGUUUAACGCAAUUUCCAAAGGAUACGAUCACUGGAGAGAUGGUGGAGUUGGUGCAGCCCUACAUACAGAUGGAGGACUAUAAUUUAGAGGCAGCCACCAAAUCUUGUGGUGAUGUAGCUGGACUCUGCAGUUGGACAAUUGCUAUGUGCCAGUUCUAUGAAAUCAAUAGGGAGGUCUUACCACUCAAGGCUAACUUAGUGGUCCAAGAAGCAAGACUGGCAACUGCCAUGGCAGAUCUGAACUCAGCUCAGGCUCAACUUGAUGAGAAGCAGAAAGAACUAGAUGCUGUCCAAGCUAUGUACGAUGCAGCCAUGAAAGAGAAGCAAGACUUGCUGGAUGAUGCUGAGGCCACUAGGCGCAAAAUGACCAAUGCAACAGCUCUAAUUGAUGGGCUUGCUGGAGAAAAGAUCAGAUGGACUGAAGCAUCAAAGACAUUUGAGGCUCAGAUACAGAGGCUGGUUGGUGAUGUAUUGUUGGCCACAGGGUUUCUCUCUUACUCUGGUCCAUUCAACCAAGAGUUCAGAACACUCAUGUUGACAAACUGGCAGAAAGAAAUGAUGAAAGGAAAAAUCCCUUUCAGUAAUGAUUUGAACAUCAUCACCAUGUUAGUGCAUCAAAACACUAUCUCAGAAUGGAAUUUGGAAGGCUUGCCAAGUGAUGAACUCUCAACACAGAAUGGUCUUAUUGUCACAAAAGCUGCAAGAUAUCCUCUACUGAUUGAUCCUCAGGGUCAGGGAAAAUCCUGGAUUACAAACCGUGAAAAGGAUAACGAGCUUCAGAUUACCUCACUGAAUCACAAAUACUUCCGUACCCACUUGGAAGAUGCGCUGUCACUUGGGCGACCUCUAUUGAUUGAAGAUGUGGGAGAAGAAUUAGAUCCAGCUCUCGACAAUGUCCUCGAGAAGAAUUUCAUCAAAUCAGGCCGCACGCUUAAAGUGAAAGUUGGUGAUAAAGAGGUUGAUGUUAUGGACAACUUCAAGCUCUACAUCACAACCAAGCUAUCUAACCCUGCCUAUACCCCUGAAAUCUCUGCCAAGACCUCUAUCAUUGACUUUACAGUCACCAUCAAGGGACUGGAGGACCAGCUUUUGGGCAGAGUCAUUCAAACAGAGAAGAAGGAAUUGGAAGAAGAAAGAACAAAGUUGAUGGAAGAAGU
This is a messenger RNA of Owenia fusiformis, 1908 nucleotides long. Lineage: Eukaryota; Metazoa; Annelida; Polychaeta; Sabellida; Oweniidae. The record is from the annotation of a GenBank genome assembly.